This is a messenger RNA of Paraphaeosphaeria sporulosa, 1674 nucleotides long. RefSeq lists its product as uncharacterized. The record is from RefSeq and is a predicted model, not a curated record. Bases 1 to 1674 code for a protein of 557 amino acids. Lineage: Eukaryota; Fungi; Ascomycota; Dothideomycetes; Pleosporales; Didymosphaeriaceae. The transcript is spliced from 2 exons.
AUGUCCGAGGAUGCCUCGAUUAAGCUCAGUAUGAGGCAGUUGCAAGGCCCUGAAGAAGCCUGGAAACAGAUGUAUAAACUCAUAUUCCCUGAUACAGCUGAAGACGAUAUACCAUCGCCAUACGUUGAAGGUGAUAUCCGAUUAGAAGACCACGCCCAUUUCGCUCGGUUCAUCGGUCGCCGCUUGUACGUGUUCAUUGACCGUCGCUUGCAUAACUGGCUCUGCAAGAACAGAAAGAGGACGGAGGAGUGUGCAUGUCCAGGCACUGAGAGCAUACUCGUGGACUAUAUCAAAGAGUUGCUGGAAGAAUAUUUUGAACACUAUGAUCUGCGACCGGAACAUCCACCGAAACGACCUGAUGACGCUGCCAAAAGUGGGUCGUUCGAGCCACUCUGUUCGGUCGGAAGCAAAGUUUCUAGUGUCUCUAGUACCUCCUUGCCUCUAUCUACGUCUGGGAUGCACUCGGAGGGUCAAUAUGGCAGCUUCAACGAUCGUAGGGACACGGAUCAUCGGGGUCUCACUGAACUCCAAACUCAUACUUCAAUGAUGACUCCGGCUCUCCCCGACUUUGGCAGUGACAGUCAUGUUUGGGCCUUCGCGGACUGGGGCACUUCAUGCACGGCAAAUCCCGAUGUCGAUAACAUGAGCAGUCCUAAUCGUCAUGUUCUAUCGGAAGGGUUCUGCGGCCCCGAACCAGAUGCCCAAGACGUAGUCCUAACGAACCAAUCAAUAUACGCUGCCGCCUCGGACGGGACUGGUGAAAAUCACAAGCAUGUCGCUACCAAGCCCGCCUACUUUUGCACCUUUUGUGCCGAGCGAGGAAAGAGGACGAUGUUCCAGAGCAAGCAAGACUGGAAGCGCCACGAACAAGACCAGCACAUGGAAAGCGGCCUGUCAUGGCCGUGCGACAUGUGCAGACACACGUCUCACAACGGUUCAGAAGCCCAAAAGCAUGCGAAGAAGGUGCACGCGGCCUCUCGCGUCCACCGGGGCCUGCCGAAGCCGUCUCCACGGGCGAGGAACUAUGGAUGCGGCUUUGGAACAUGCGCCAAGCGCUUCGACAGCUGGAAAGACCGGUGCAAACACGUUGCCGAAUGCAUGCAAUCCGACGACUUCGACGCGUGGAGCUGCACACGCACAGUACAGAACAUGCUGCGGCACCGCGACGUGCCCCCGGAAUCGAAGGUGGCGAUUGAGUGCGCGAUGGCAAGCCACGAGAGGGAUUCGGACACGAUGCACGUGUUUCGAGAGCAGCUCAUGAUGCUCGACUUUCAGGGCUGUGUAUCCCCGUCAUGCAGCCAGCCCCAGGACCUGGGCUCCUACGACGCAGCAACCCACCGCAACGCCGAUGCUCCACUGGGUCAAGCCGCUGCCUCGAUCGCACCAGCCAUCUCCUCGGGGGCUGAGCUGAGCCACAGCACACCAUUAGUAUUUGGGAGAGACUCAUGGAUCCCCUUCCGUGUCCCGUUAGUACCAGCGUCUGACUACGACGAGUGGGUACCAUCAAUUUGCCCCGAAGAGUGGUGUGCAGCCAACCUGGAGGUUCAAGUUGACCAGGCUCGCAACGCCAGCCCAGCAUACGGGGGCAUGUACUCGGGACUCGAAGGGCGGGAUCCUGCUACGGUAUAUUGUAGCGUCUACACAGAGAGCCCGGACGCUGCGUGCCACCUAUGA